Messenger RNA from Cotesia congregata, 402 nucleotides. The record is from the annotation of a GenBank genome assembly. Lineage: Eukaryota; Metazoa; Arthropoda; Insecta; Hymenoptera; Braconidae.
AUGAAGAUGAAGAAGGGUGUCAAUAAAAUUGCCCAAGAUAUACAAACUAUAUCUUGGUACUUGGUAUUGUCUGUGUAUCACGUCGAUGCUACCAUACUGCAAGCAAUUGCUGCUGUACACCCAUCCGCGAUGACCCCAGAAUCUGAACCGCGAGAUUCCGCCGUCUGGGCUGAUGAUUAUCCGGAUGUGGCUCACUGGCCCUGGCCAUUUUCUUCGCCAGAGGAUGGUCUUCCAAUUCAGGCUCUUGCUGGUAACAUCUGGAGCCAAUGUUCCCUCGACUUUGACGCUGUCAGGAAAGUUGCCUCUGAAAUGCGCCGUGUCAACCUCGAUGGUGUCUACAGUUCCGACGUAACCGAGCCUGAAUAUCGCCCAUUCACUUCCAGAAAACUGCAAUUUAUGUAA